AUGAAGUUCACGCUGAGUCUUGGGUCGCAGGCGUGGGGAGAGUCUUGGGAGAGGGCGGUGGUGGCCCCAGCUGCGGAAGCAGCGGGCCCGGCGGCGGGAGGCAGCGAGCUUGGCAGAGGUGCACAGUACGUUUCCAGCCUGCGGCCAGAUAGCCACGGCACUCGGCUCGCGCUCGCCUUCCCUUUAUGCCUCACCUUUGGCGGUGGGCGCCGGAGCUCCCCGGACUGCGCUGGGCCCAGGAUCAGCCGCUGGGGUUUCACGCAGCUGGCUAGCCCGCGUACCAUGGAGCAGACGUACGGUGAGGUGAACCAGUUGGGCGGCGUAUUUGUCAACGGCCGCCCCCUGCCCAACGCCAUCCGCUUGCGUAUCGUGGAGCUGGCGCAGCUGGGUAUCCGACCUUGUGACAUCAGCCGGCAGCUUCGGGUAUCCCACGGCUGCGUGAGCAAGAUCCUGGCGCGCUACAACGAGACGGGUUCCAUCCUGCCAGGGGCCAUCGGAGGCAGCAAACCCCGCGUCACCACCCCUAACGUGGUCAAGCACAUUCGGGACUACAAGCUGGGCGACCCUGGCAUCUUUGCCUGGGAGAUUCGCGACCGGCUGCUGGCCGACGGCGUCUGUGAUAAAUACAACGUGCCCUCUGUAAGCUCUAUCAGCCGCAUCCUGCGCAAUAAGAUUGGUAGCUUGGCGCAGCCUGGGCCCUACGAGGCGAGCAAGCAGCCGCAGCCACAGCCGGCGCUGCCCUACAACCACAUCUAUCAGUACCCUUACCCCAGCCCGGUGUCAUCCACCGGCGCCAAAAUGGGCAGUCACCACGGGGUCGCGGGAACAGCAGGUCAUGUCAGCAUUCCUCGUUCAUGGCCUUCGGCUCAUUCGGUCAGCAACAUCCUGGGCAUCCGAACGUUUAUGGAACAAACAGGAGCCUUCGCUGGGAACGAAGGUGCCACCUACUCCCAGAAGAUGGAAGAUUGGACUAGCGUGAACCGUACGGCCUUCCCCGCCACCCAAGCAGUAAAUGCGCUCGAGAAACCGGCAUUAGAGGCGGACAUUAAGUACACCCAGUCUGCGUCUGGCCUCUCCGCAGUGGGAGGCUUCCUCCCCGCCUGCGCCUACCCUGCCUCCAACCAACAUGGCGUGUACAGCGGGCCGGCGGGGGGCUACCUCGCCCCGCCAUGGCCUCCCGCUCAGGGACCCCAGUUGGCACCCUCCGGAGCCGGCGUCGCAAUGCACAGCGGGGAGCUCGCAGUGGCAGCGUUGACCUUCAAGCAUCCCAACCGAGAAGUGCCUGACCGGAAGCCUCCCAGCCCUGGCAGCAAGGCCCCAGACAGCCUCAGUAGCUUACAUGGACUUCCCGUCCCAGCCUCGAACUCCUAG
Messenger RNA from Phyllostomus hastatus (greater spear-nosed bat), 1371 nucleotides. RefSeq names its product paired box 1 (gene PAX1). Lineage: Eukaryota; Metazoa; Chordata; Mammalia; Chiroptera; Phyllostomidae. Gene Ontology annotation, molecular function: DNA-binding transcription factor activity, RNA polymerase II-specific; RNA polymerase II cis-regulatory region sequence-specific DNA binding. The record is from RefSeq and is a predicted model, not a curated record. Gene Ontology annotation, biological process: regulation of transcription by RNA polymerase II; anatomical structure development.